Molecule: messenger RNA, 4392 nt
Organism: Candidozyma duobushaemuli
Lineage: Eukaryota; Fungi; Ascomycota; Pichiomycetes; Serinales; Metschnikowiaceae
Exons: 2
Coding region: 1-4392 (1463 amino acids)
Biological process (GO): triglyceride biosynthetic process; fatty acid catabolic process
Cellular component (GO): nucleus
Molecular function (GO): mannosyltransferase activity; phosphatidate phosphatase activity
Source: RefSeq, a predicted model, not a curated record
AUGCAAUACGUCGGAAGAGUGGGAGACUACGUCUACAACCAGUGGAACUCCCUAAAUCCGGCCACGCUUUCGGGCGCUAUUGACAUCAUUGUCAUUGAGCAACCGGACGGCACGUUCCACUGUUCCCCAUGGCAUGUUCGCUUUGGCAAGUUUCAGAUCAUCAAACCGCUGCAGAAGAAGAUUGAUCUAUAUGUCAAUGACAUCAAGACAGACUUGCCGAUGAAGUUGGGCGAAGGAGGUGAAGCUUUCUUUGUCUUUGCCACCGAUUCUGAAGACUUGUCUCAGCUGGUAGUCACAUCCCCCGUCAUUUCAGCUGCACUGUCUCCUUCCGGCUCGCCUCGUUCAUCCCCUCCUGGCUCUCCUGGGGCCUCUCUGAUUGAUUUAAAUAAAAGUGAACCUGAGGUAUUGGAUCUUAAUGCUUCGGGAGAUAUUGAGCUGAAGAUCGCUCUUGACAAAAGUACCCCACCCCCUAAGAGCGCUGGCUCACGAAGCGAAACGCCAACGCUGAUUCUGCGGAUGGCUUUCGAGAAAGCAAAGAAGAUCACUCAAAAACUCAACAUUCCCUCAAAGAUUGACAUCAAUGGUGACAUGGUUCUAGACAUGGACGGUUAUAAACCCAACUCGCAGAAGAAUAUAGAUGAGUCUGAUGAGCUCGUCCAGCAAGUGUUCUUACGUGAAAUGAACAAUUUACUCAAUGGCAAAGAAUUCCCAAUUAGCGACGAGACUGACGCUAGCGAAUUCGGCCUUCUAGAAGGCGUGGUCUGCAAGGACGAAGAUGGCAAGAUCAGAAUUAUCAACAAAGAGGGUGAAGAGGCAGCAGAAGGUGAUCUCAUGAAUACUGAUAAUCUCUCUCUUCUGAGCGAAGAAACUGCCGGCGCCCCAAUCACUCACACUCCCAGCGACUUGAUCGACCACAAGUACCAUGAUCAAACCUAUUUCAAGACCUUGCGUUUGACUUCUGAACAAUUGCGCAUGAUGAAGCUUAACUACGGUCGGAACAAACUUCGGUUCAAACUCAACCAAGGCAAUUCGCAAGUUGUGUCAGACUUGUACCUUUGGAAAUCCACGACACCAAUUGUCAUAUCCGAUAUCGACGGUACAAUCACGAAAUCGGACGCCCUUGGCCACGUUUUGAACAUGAUUGGUAGAGAUUGGACUCAUCCUGGUGUUGCCAAUUUGUUCCAAGACAUUGCCCAUAAUGGUUACAACAUUGUCUACUUGACUGCAAGAUCGGUGGGCCAAGCAGACACAACUCGUCAGUACCUAGACAGUAUUAACCAGGACGGCAUGAAACUUCCAAAGGGCCCGGUGAUUCUCAGUCCAGACAGAACGAUGGCGGCAUUGAGACGAGAAAUCAUUCUCAAAAAACCAGAGGUUUUCAAAAUGGCAUGUUUGAGAGAUAUAAGCAGCUUAUAUUUCAGCAAAAGUGGGACAUCUGAAAGCGUUGAUGAAGCUGACCAGAGAACACCAUUCUAUGCUGGCUUUGGUAACAGGAUCACCGAUGCAAUCAGUUAUAGAAGUGUCCGAAUCCCCUCGCAUCGUAUCUUCACCAUCAAUCCUUAUGGUGAAGUUCAUAUGGAGUUGUUAGAGCUUGCUGGUUAUAGAUCCUCCUACUUACGCAUUGGAGAGCUUGUUGAUCAGUUCUUCCCUCCUUUGAAGCUCAUCAGUGAAGUGAGUCCCUACUGGAACGAGGAUCAGUUCAACCAAUACAUCCACUCCAAAGACGAUGCGGAUAAUGCAAACUCCCCAGGUUCUCCUAGAAGCAUUUCCAGCUACAACGAAGUGGUGAAGCCAGAUGAGAAGUUCACAGAUCUCAAUUACUGGAGAGAACCGUUAGCAAAUCUAAGCGAUUUCAGCGACUUGGAAGAUGACGAGGCGGAACCUCAGUCAAUGAAAUCAGGUCCAAGCCUGCCUAAACUUGGCUCGGUGCCUCCACCUGGUCUGCCAGACUUGUACUCUGUGAGAUCUUUGGAUAUCGAGAGAAGCAAGACUGAAGCACUGUCACCUGAGAAACAAAGACCCAUGUCGGCGUCCUUCACGUCACCGCUCAAGAGUUUCAUGAUGUUUAACAGCGGAGACAAGUCAGAGAAAAAGAAGGAUGAAGACGAGGAGGACGACUUUACUGAUGAUGACUACGACGACGACUAUACUGACGAUUAUGAAGACGACGAUGACGAUGACGAGGAGUUUGUCGAUGGUGAGGAUGACGAAGCUGACGGCGACGAUUACGAUGAGGCAGACGGGGACGUCGACGAAGAAGAUGAAGAUGUUGACGACGAGGACAUUGAUCUCGACGAUGGCUUGACGCCGUCGGGACACUCCUCUGUAGUUCAGCCCCACCUGCAGAAACUCAAGGCCGGCCAGCGGGCAAGGCAAACAGACGAGGACGUCAAAGUAAUGACUGCUCGCCAAAUGCUUAACAACAUGGACCUCGGCUCAGAGUCCAAAAACCAGCCCAACUCAAUCCCACUUGAUAUAUCCGCAGUUCCCGACUUUGUGAACGAUACUCCAAGUCUUAGAGACAAUCCCAACUACAUAUAUGAACAUGUCGAGAAGCAUAGACCAGAGAGUAAUCCAGUGAAAAAAGAGGUUUUCCACAAGCAUCCGUUCCAGAUAUACGACGCUUCCCAUGAUAUCAACAUGGAUUUGCAUCGGUGUGAACAGCUCCAGAAUAACGUGUCCACCGAGGUCAGCGAACCCACCAACUUGCACACGCCAUUAUGUGACAUUGUGCUGAGACUCAUUCGGACCAUUGACCGUGGUGACGAUGAGUAUAUCAACGAGAUGGCGCCAUAUUUCGACCUGCAAAUUCGUUUGCAACUCAUGUACCAAAUAUGCCACCGCCACUGGUUUCGGUUGGCUGGAUCAUCAGUCUACCUAGAACAGUAUGGCUAUCAUCUCAUGGUGUCUCGUUUGGCUUAUUCUCCUGAUGGAAGCCGUGGCGAUCCAAAGUUUUCCUUUGCAUAUGCCCAGUUAUAUGAUGAGAACUGGCAGGAGGUGAGAGAUAUCAGUCUUGUGAUACCUACAAAUAAUGAAGCUGCCGGGUUCUUUGUCCAACAACAGGGCUACACUGUAGCCCACUAUCCCCUGCUCAUCCCUGUACCUAUGUUCCAUAAGUAUAAGGACCCUGGCAUGCGGUAUCUAGGCCCUGAGGACCCAAGAUUGAUCCUUGUGAAGAACAAGAACGGUUACGAGGAGCCUAUGAUGGUGUUCAACAUGCAGCAUCAGAAGUAUGCUUUUGCCGAUGAUGAUGAAGAUGAGCUACUUUUGAAGAAACCAGGAGGUUACCGUUCCAUGUGGGUCAGCUACCCUUGGCAAUUCCAAAAAGGCAAACAGAAUGUUGAUGAGAUAAUGGAAUCUCCUACAGACAAUUCAACAUACACCAAGUCAGUUGAGUUGCGCAUAAAGAACAUGCCUCGUCAAGAAAAGCAGAAGAAUUGGACGCCCAUGACUAGUGAUGCGGACCGCCAGGAACACGGUUACGAUAAGACAAUGCUUUUUGUCUAUCGUUGGGCAAGUAUGCAAGUUCUUAAAUGUGAUCUUGAAACAGGCAAAUGUGGAUUCAUAUUCCAGCAGAAUGAAAACCUCAAAACCUCAUCGUCCAUUGGUCCUUUCCGAGGAGGUACACAAAUGGCCAACAUUCGCCAUGUUCUAAAAGCACAAAAACAAGACUCUUCGAUACUUCAAAGUAUCAUUCCACCUGGUCGAGAUAUCUGGGUUGGCUUUGCAAGAGCACAUUUAGUGAGGUGUGGUUGUGGAAAUGACCUCUAUAGACCCAACCUAGUGGUCGUCGUCAAGGAUACGAUUGAAGUUGAUGGAAAACCUCAAGAAGUGUUCAAGAUGAGUCAUGUCUCCUCAUUCGUAUCACUCAACAUUGAGAUUGUUCCUUGGGAUCCCCUGAAACCUUACAAACUAUGCUCCGGUACCAACGCCCUAAUUCCGAAUGGCCUUUCCAACUGGCGAGUCUUUACUUCCCCAAACAAGCAAGGCAUGAAUGUUUAUGACUUCCAGGAUGAGCUCGUUCUUGCGGUUUCUGUCUCUGAUACCACGGUUUAUAAGGUGAACAUACGAGGACUACUAAAAACACUCGUUACUGAUGAUUCACUCUUCCUACCUGCUGGCUCAGCAGAAAAAGCUCUAGAUAAGAAAAAGUUGUUGAUUCCGUCAGAGCUGCAGUUCAAGGCAGGGAAGAUGCCAAGUUACAAUAACGAUAAUCUUGUCUGUGCCAUGCUUGCAUCCGUGAAGUUCUGCUCGGACUACGGUAAAGAGAAGUUGGCGAUAGAAAAGGAUCACAUUCUUGAUACCAUCUUUUUGGGCAACACUGAUGAGGAGGAUGCAAGAAUGGACAAUUAUCAUGAUCAUUUAGAGGAGCUAGGACUAGAACUUGUAUAA